CUAAGAUAAACCUACCAUCAUUACCUUUUAACUCAACUUCUACGUAAAGUUUCCGCAGUGCUGGUAGCGAUCGUUCACACUACUACCACAAUCACAAAUAGCUGAUUUUCGACAUGGAGAAAGCUACGAGAGUGUGCUCCAAAAGAACAUACGAGAACGCACUGAAACUCCUUGAGACCAGGCGGAGAAAAGCAAGGCCAAAGACCAGUCAUGCCACCAACACAACGUCCACCUCCGCGACUGCCAAUCAGUCAUCGGUCAAGGCUGGUUCAUCUCUCCGAGGGACACCGAGCUUGAUGGGCAUGAAAGACUGGCUCCGGAAGAUCGGGUACACGGAUCGCGAUAUAGCGGCCUUGAACAUCGUACAUGUCGCCGGGACGAAAGGCAAAGGGAGUACCUGUGCAUUCGUCCGAUCGUUGUUACAACAAUAUGGCAAGAGGACAGGCUUCCCGAAGAAAGUCGGUCUGUACACUUCGCCUGACCUAACGUGCAUUCGAGAGCGCAUUCAAAUCAAUGGAACACCUAUCUCGGAGGAUUUGUUUACGAAGUAUUUCUACGAUAUAUGGGAUCGCUUGUUCGUACGACAUGCCGAGGACGAAAACCUACCCCAGCCUCAACCAAGAUACCUGCAAUUCCUGUUAUUGCUGGCCAUCCAUACUUUUGUUAAGGAGGGAGCUCAGGCUACGAUCAUCGAAACUCAUCAUGGUGGCGAGUAUGAUGCUACUAAUAUUGUUCCCGCGCCUGUUGUCACUGGCAUAACCUCGAUUGGACUCGAUCAUCUGGCGCAACUAGGUCCCACGAUUCAGGACGUCGCGUGGCAUAAGGCGGGUAUUUUCAAGAGCGGAUCUCUUGCUUUCUCUGCGCCGCAGGACCCCGAAGUCGAAGCCGUGUUGCGAUCGAGAGCAGACGAGAAGGAUGUUCAGCUUGAGAUCGUCGGAGUCGACCAAUCGGUGCCUCGCGAUGCGAAUGCGUUGCGUGCACCGGUCCAGCGGAUCAAUUGUUCCUUGGCGAUCGCCUUGGUCAGUGCGUUCCUCUCGAGGAAGAGUCCUUCUGAUGAGAAAGCGCUUCGAAGGGAAGAUAUUGAAAACGGUAUUGAGCACUUCUCGUGGCCUGGCAGAUUCGAGGUUAUCAAGACUCCGAAUUGUACUUGGUACCUCGACGGUGCGCACAAUGAAUUGAGUAUAGGACAGGCGGUGCAGUGGUUCGCUGAGAUGACCAGAUAUACCGCUGAGGGUUCUUCAAGUAUGGUCAUUUUCUCGCACGUGUCCGAAGAGCGAGACGGACCGUCCCUACUCAGAGCCCUAGCGAGAGCGCUUGAGCACAGUGGCGUUCGAGGUCCCGAGAUGGUGUUUACAACGUAUCAAGAGCGACGGGACGGGAUGGUUCGACUUGAUAAGACGCUGAAGCCUCCGGAGGACGAAUCGUUGAAGGAACUACCGAAGCAAUACUGCGACAUGUGGAAAUUGAUGCACUCUGACGCACGGACUAGGUUUGAGCCUUCGAUUGAGGAGGCGUUGGAGUAUGCGGACAGAGUCGGCUCCGAGCGAGGUGGUAAGUUGCAAGUGUUGGUCACGGGGAGCUUGCAUCUCGUCGGUGGUGCGUUGUACUUGCUGCAUCAAGAGCAAGCCGAUGGUCUCUAGGUCAACAACAAGCCACAGCCACCCUAGACACGACUGGAAGAUACUUCGGCCGCACAGCUCUUCAUCCUGUCUGCUGAUAUACGGACCCGCGACCCAGACUGCU
Exophiala viscosa is the source of this 1743-nucleotide messenger RNA. RefSeq names its product putative tetrahydrofolylpolyglutamate synthase. Bases 114 to 1640 code for a protein of 508 amino acids. Gene Ontology annotation, biological process: tetrahydrofolylpolyglutamate biosynthetic process. The transcript is spliced from 4 exons. Gene Ontology annotation, cellular component: cytosol; cytoplasm; mitochondrion. NCBI's taxonomy places the organism in Eukaryota, Fungi, Ascomycota, Eurotiomycetes, Chaetothyriales, Herpotrichiellaceae. The record is from RefSeq and is a predicted model, not a curated record. Gene Ontology annotation, molecular function: ATP binding; tetrahydrofolylpolyglutamate synthase activity.